UCUGAACAAAUAUAACUGUAAUACGUUAAUUCAGUUGGAUAAUAAUUGGGUAUUAACAGGAUAUUAAAGGGAAUCAAGAGUUGCCGAGUGUCGGUGAAGUUUCCUACACAUGUCGCAUUUAAAUUCAUGCUUAUUAAAUAAUUAGUUUGAGAGAGAGUUCCAGUAUUUCCCGGUUAUCCUCCUCCUCCUCCUCGGCCCCCCGCCCCCUACAUUAUUUUUCUGUUUCUCUCUGUGGCUGCUAUAAAUAAAAGCGAAAUCUAAAUCCAGAUAGCACGCCACCAUUUUCAUCCGAUCCGGGGAUUUCCUUUCCUUUGUUUUCAGGGAUUUGUUCAUUAUGCGAUUAUAAUACUUAUUAGGACAAGAUAUUGCCCCUGAAGGUUUUGGAAAAUUCGAGGAAGGAGGGUUUUUGUCAGAAAUUUGUGGUGGCGGUGGCCUGGUGGGUGGGGGUUAUUGGUGGAAAGGUGUCGGAGGCGUGCACGACAGAUUCAGUGCAGUUAGCAAAGGUUUAUUAGUUCCAAUUCACAGUUAAAUUGGAGAUAUUGAGGUUCUGUAUAUUUGUCUUCACUUUUCAUAUUGUAAUAUAAGUCGAGAAGAUGCUAGUAUGUGUUUUUGGUUGACUCAAAAGAUUUAGCCCUCGCUUGUCCUGUGAAUAUAAUUGGUGCGUUGAGCAUUUGGAGUGUGAAUAGAUUGAAAUGGAUCAUAUAGCUCCAAGAGAGAGAGAUUUUGAUAUUGAUCUUGAAGUUGGGUGGACAGUUAGCGAAGAAGAUUCAAGCAAAGAUUCAGGUUUUAGAAAACAAGGAAAGACAUUGAUCACUAAAAUUUGUAAAUUUGCUGAUGGGACUGUCAAGGAUGAAGAAAGGAUAAGUUCUCCCACCAUUGUGUCAAAUACUAACAAGAUUUGUGCUGAUAAUGUGAAGUCGGAGGGAGAAGGUACACCUACUUCUGCAGACAAGGAAGUGGUGAGGGAGAAACGUAAAAAGACCAGUAAUAAAAAAUCUCUUAAACCUCCUCGACCUCCAAAAGGUCCAUCGCUAGAUGCGGCUGACCAGAAGCUUAUCAGGGAGAUUACUGAACUUGCUACGUUGAAGCGUGCAAGAAUUGAAAGGAUGAAAGCAUUGAAGAAGAUGAAGGCUGCUAAGACAUCAUCGUCUAAUGGCAAUUUUUUAGCCAUGGUUUUCACCAUUCUAUUCUGUCUUGUGAUAAUCUUUCAAGGAAUGUCAUCCAGAGGACCAUCUGCAAACUUACAGGGAUCUCCUAUGUCUGCAGGAGCAGCAGAUGGUGGUUUGAUUUCUGUCCAGUACUUUGGAAAUCCAUCUGCAAGUGGCCCAAACGGACAUGGAGCUGGGUCUCCCAAUCUUGUGGAACAGGUUGCCGGUUCCGAUACUCCAGAGAAGUUGCAAAGAGUUGCAGCAUUACUAUAGUCUCAACUCUCAACUUGAUAGAUUACCGUUGGUUUCUAUUGAGGAAAGAUAUCUACCAAUCCAUGGAAUUUCAUGGAAGUGAUGGUGCAUGCACUUUUGGCGACAAGGUCCUUUUUUAUGAACUUCGCCCAGUAAUUUAUCCUCUCUAUAUAUACUAUUUUGAUUUGGGGAUGAGUUAAUUACCUUACAAGUUUGGUAGCUUCUUAGAAGCUUUCAAAGCAUCCAUAGGUUGCAUCCUUAGCAACUAAUCUGGCCGAGUUAGGAUUUGUCCUGGGAGCCUUUCAUUGUGCUUGCAAAUAACUAGUAUAUGCUCCCAUAAAUUUGCCAGUACUUGUAGCAUGAUGUAACAAAAUCUUGUUCAUUAAUAUUAAGUAAACGAUGAAGCAUGCUUUAUUGAAAUAUUUGUGGUGAAAUGGCACUGUCAUUAUCUGCGAUGCGGGAUGAAAUCUUGAGAAUUUUCUCUCAGAAUGACAUAAGUCUCUCUUUUGGAGUUGA
Tripterygium wilfordii is the source of this 1916-nucleotide messenger RNA. RefSeq lists its product as uncharacterized. The transcript is spliced from 4 exons. NCBI's taxonomy places the organism in Eukaryota, Viridiplantae, Streptophyta, Magnoliopsida, Celastrales, Celastraceae. The coding region runs from base 693 to 1421 and encodes 242 amino acids. The record is from RefSeq and is a predicted model, not a curated record.